Amphimedon queenslandica is the source of this 4042-nucleotide messenger RNA. RefSeq lists its product as uncharacterized. The transcript is spliced from 20 exons. The record is from RefSeq and is a predicted model, not a curated record. Lineage: Eukaryota; Metazoa; Porifera; Demospongiae; Haplosclerida; Niphatidae. Bases 32 to 3946 code for a protein of 1304 amino acids.
UCAGCAAAGUUAGUUCAGGUCAAGUGAAAAUAUGGUUGCCUUCUGCUUGUGUCUUUGUCUUAUGCUCGUCCCUACAGUGAUCUCUACUAACUAUAAUCUUCGUCCUGGGUCUAGUAGUGAAUCAUGUACUAUUCUGAACGAGCCUGUACUAAACUGCAGUGACAUCAGCACGUUACUCCUCUCAAUACAAAGUCUUGAGCCAGUGACUGUCACCCUCUCUCCUGGAGAAUACACUCUACUGGAGGAGAACUUCACCCUGGACUAUUCUCUGAGUAUUAUUUCUCUUGAAAGAGAUGCUGUUAUAUCCUGUAGGCCUGAUAUAGACUCUUCUCCAGCCAAUAUAUCACAAAUAACCUUCUCCAAUGUCAGCCAUGUCUCCUUUAGUGGUGUCACUUUUAGAGGCUGUUACUCACUGAGAAUGGAUGAGGUGGACAACGUUACAAUUAAUGACUGCAUUUUUAGAGAUUUCCUAUCUCCUUCAGUUGACAUUAAAAACUCACUAACAAUUACCAUACUCAACACGUCCUUCAUCAACAACUCGGUAACUACUAACAACCAAAGAUUCAGAGCAGAUGCUGCCGGUCUCUCUCUCUCCUAUUUCUUCUCGUCUUACCCACAAAUUCCUCGAGUUUUCGUAAAUGUCACAAACUGUACUUUUAAGAACAACAGAGGGGAAGUACCCUCUCAGUUACUUAGCCAACAGAUCAGCCAAGUUCUUAAUCAGCAGUAUUACCCAGCAAGAGGAGGAGCACUGGGUAUAAUAAUAACUGAGAGAUACGUAAAUGUCACUGGUAUUUUCGAAGACAUACACUUUCUUAAUAAUUACGCCGAAUCGUUUGGUGGGGCAGUUUAUAUUGGACUGGAUGGUAGGGAAGUUGCUCACUCAUUGAAGUUUAGGAGAUGCAAAUUUAUCCAUAAUGUAUGUGAUGGAGGGGCUGGUGCAUUUCUUAUUGCCUAUCUUAAGAUUAGACACGAUGAGCAACUGAGUGUGACUGUAAUAGAAGACAGCGAGUUUAUUAAUAAUACUGCACAUACUGGAGGAGGGAUCCUAUCGUUACAGACUCGAUUAAAUGGUAGUCAUGAUUACCUUGUCGUUCGAAGAUCAGCUUUUACUGGUAAUAAAGGAGAGCAAGGAGCCGCCAUAGCAUUUGCUUCUUUAUUCAACGUACAGACACAAGAUACUAUCAUACCAUCUAUAGUAGAGAAUUGUAAUUUCACUGCUCAUGAUUCAAAUGGUGGGACACUCAUUGCUGGUUUCACUCACAUUGCUCUACAAGGAGCUAAUGACUUCAUAGAUAACAGAGGACCAACAUUAAGAGUCAUUGGUUGUCUCCUACUAGUGAGAGGCUCUCUCUCAUUCAUUGGUAAUGAUGUGACCAUUUCUGGUGGGGCUGCCAUGCACUUCACUGCUUUUGCCCAAAUGAAGCUAUACAAGACAGCUCAGAUAUUCUUUAUCAACAACACUGGAAUACUUGGUGCUUCAAUUAGAGUUGAUCUCCAAAGGUUUCCAUCAGUUUUUACUCAGUUACUGUUCAACCCACUUUGUUUCAUUUUGUAUGAAGAUGAGAAUACAGCACCAGUUGAUUGGAAUCCACGUAUGAUACAUUUUCAUGGCAAUCAUGCUCAGCUAGGAUCAGUAAUGUACAUGUCUUACUUUGACCUUUGCUCCUAUUACAGCAGUGAUCGGGACAACUAUAACAACAUAUUCAGCAUCAAGAGCUUUCCUUCAUGGCCAGUAUUUGAAUUUGGUGAAAACAACAAUACGUUUCACGAGGAUUCAACCAACAGUUCAUAUUAUAUGCAGACUCCAGCUAUCACCAUUGAUGUGAACUCAUUUACAGAUAGCACUAUUUCGCUCAGACCAGGAGAAGAUAAAACGCUCCACAUAACAGGCCUGGAUCAGUUCAAUAAUCCAACAUAUUUUGUUGCUCGUGUCAUUGACGAGAAUGAAAGUCUAAGAGCCACCCUCUCCUCUCUAUUCACCAUCACUGAUGACUUCAACCCUCCAGCAGACUACAGUGAAGUGUACAUGGGAAAGAAUGAGGUAUCAGCUAUAUUCAGUCCCAGUCUGUUACCAGUCUAUCCUAAUAAAUCAAGUGAGGUGGAGUACACCUUGAGACUGCCCUCUAGUGUAAGGACACAGCAACUGACUGUAUACACUGCCAGUGAUAAGAGGGUACUGGUACAGAUUGAUAAUCCCAAUGGAAUUGCAUACAACUACCUCAAUCUCUCAUUCCACGUAUUGCCCUGUCCUCCUGGCUAUGAUCUACAAGUGUCCCCUGAUAACAAUGCUGAGUAUACUUGUGUCUGUACUGGAGCUAGAGAUGAUCCUUUUGCUGUACUGGACUGUGAUGAGAGUCAUGAUGCCAUCCUCUUGAGGAAUGGUUAUUGGGCUGGUUUCGAUAGAGAAGAAGCAGUUGAGGACAGUAAUCCUAAUCUUGAUGUGUACACUUGCCCAAUCACAUACUGUCAGUGUAUGAAUGACAAUAAUGAUAACUGCAUCACUGAAUACUCUUACUCACAACCUAAUCAGCAGUGCCACCCACCAAGAAUAGGUACACUAUGUGGACAGUGUGGUGAUAAUACAACUGUCACUAUACUGAGACUACAGUGUAAAGAAGGCUGUGAAGGAAACUACCAUAUCUAUUAUGCAACAGCAAUACUUAUUAUUGUUUAUGUGUUGGUUAUUGUUGCUGUACUGCUGGCAUCAGUUAAACUGGGCAUAACAUUCCCACAUUCAAUGAGGCCAAUUUUAUUUUACAUUCAGACUGUCUAUUAUACAACUGAAUAUUUUCCUAUUUCAUUCUGGAACUCUCGACAAUACAUGCUGUAUCUUGGUAACCUCCUUGGGCUUUAUUUUCCUGUUGAUUUUUGUUUCCUGAGCAAAGCUCCGUCAGUUUUACUCUUUCUCCCAAGGUUCAUUCCUCCUUUCCUGGUUUUCAUUGUACCGUUUUUCUUUCUUCGCUGGAAAAGAGGGCGGCGCAAAAUAUUUCAUGGAUUGUGGAGCCUCAUUCUGGUCACUUAUGCUCCUCUCUGCUACACCUGUAUGAUGCUACUCCAUUGUCCUAUACUAGCAGACAUUAAUGGCAGUAAUGAUGUCAUGCGUUGGUAUUUAGAUGGUAACAUUCAGUGCUUCAGAGAUGUAUCACACAUUGUUCUGGGGGUCCUGGCGAUCAUUUUCUUACUGGGUCUGAUAUUAUUGAUACCUUUAGUUGUUUUGAUGGUCAUGUUUCGGAAUCAUCAAUUCUUUCAAGAAAGAUACCCCAUACUGAUAAGUGCUAUUGAUGCACUGAAGGCUGGAUACAGAUCCCAUUGUUCAUGGUGGGGUGGCAUUGAACUAUUCAGUCGUAUGCUCCUGAUAGGAAUUGCAAUUGGACUACCAGGAAGAACAGUUGCUCCUGUGUAUCUGCUAGCAUUCCUAUUAUUUUUACACAUAUAUGUACGCCCAUACAAGUAUGCCAUUCAGAAUAUUAUUGAGGCUGUCGUUCUCUUUGACUAUUGUCUCCUGUUCAUACUUCGCUCACCAUCAUCGCUACAGGAGCUUUUAAAUCCUUAUUCAGGGACUUCAAUACCCAGUAAUUUUGGGACGGAGUUACCUUCUAAUGAUAGUAUCACUUAUUUCUAUUGGCCUUUCUUCUACCUGCCAGUGUUUAUGGGCAUUGGUGUGUGUAUUGGUUGGAUCAUAUAUAGAGUUUGGAAAGCCAAAAAGAACAGAGAAAAAGUUUUACAGGAUUGGCAAAGCAGAAACGCUCAAGCUAAUCUCCCAAUAUCAAUAGGAGUGGAUCAUUUUAUUGAUCAUGACACGAUGAUACAAGGAAAUGUUACAUUUAGUGAACUUGGAGAAUACUAUCUUGUGGAUGAGAAGCCAGUCUCUAGGGCCAUUAACAAUGCAUCAGUAAGAAAACGAAAUAAAGAAGAAAGUAGUAACAAUAAUAAGAAAGAAUGACAAUUAUUAGUAUUAUCAAUUUGAACUUAUUGUUCUUUUAGUUAGUAACUGUUGAUUGUGUCAAUAUUUUUUUUAUGUCAAUUAUCUUUAUUACUA